AAGAAGACAGAGGGCGGUGAACACUCUUGCGAGAUCUGCGGAAAAUCCUUCAAGACCAACUUCUAUCUGAAGAUGCACCUCUCGGUGCACGAUGGGAACUCGCCGUUCAAGUGCGACAUCUGUGGUAAGAUGUGCACCUCCAAGGAUGCGCUGGAAGCGCAUCUCCGAACGCACACGGGGGAGAGGCCGUUCUCCUGCUCCCACUGUGGGAAGAGAUUCGUGCAGAGGUCAGCGCUCAAGAGCCACUCCUACAUCCACACAGGGGAGAAGAAGUAUCCCUGCGAUGUGUGCGGGAAGAAGUUUGUGGAAUCUUCGCAGCUCAAGGUCCACAUGAGGACGCAUACAGGAGAGAAGCCCUUCUCUUGCAACAUCUGCCAGCACAGCUUCACCACCCUGGCGAACAUGCGCUGCCACCAGCUGGAGAAUCGGUUCGAGCGGAGGGUGCCCCCGUGCAAGGUCUGCGGCAAGCUGUUCAAGCAUCACUCGAACCUGAGGAGACACGAGCGCUACCAUGCAGGAGAGCGAAACCUCAACUGUAGCCUGUGCGGGAAGAAGUUCUACGACAAGUUCAACCUCACGAGGCACAUGCGCGUGCACACGGGCGAGAGACCAUAUGAGUGCGAGGACUGCGACGCGACUUUCACAGACGAGACCAGCAAGAAGCGGCAC
Messenger RNA from Guillardia theta CCMP2712, 669 nucleotides. RefSeq lists its product as hypothetical. Gene Ontology annotation, molecular function: DNA-binding transcription factor activity, RNA polymerase II-specific; RNA polymerase II cis-regulatory region sequence-specific DNA binding. The record is from RefSeq and is a predicted model, not a curated record. The transcript has 2 exons. NCBI's taxonomy places the organism in Eukaryota, Cryptophyceae, Pyrenomonadales, Geminigeraceae. Gene Ontology annotation, biological process: regulation of transcription by RNA polymerase II. The annotation marks the transcript as partial. Gene Ontology annotation, cellular component: nucleus.